CGACAGGCUGCAAUGAAAUGAUGAAAUAAUUGCUCCAACCAUAAUCUCACCUUCACACACACAUUCACAAACACGUACACAUGCGUACAGAUGGACACGCACACUAGAUGUACGGAUUGAACAACGCUUUACGCGGGUUCGCCAACUUGACCGCGUGUGCAGUGGCGACGACGGUGGUGGUGGUGGCGGUCCGCUGCUCCAGCCCGAUGGCAAGCAAAGCUGACUGUAGACUGGCCCGCUCGAUUGGCGCAUACUGUUAGAAACCAUCCUCUCCCUGCCCUUUCCCUCGUUAAUCCUCCCCGGAAAGCCCCGGCCGAGCGGUGUUUUGAUGCGAAAGGCAGGCCAAAGUUAUCUGUGUGACGUUGCAAAACAAAAAUCACGCUGCCCAAGCAAUUGAUCGCCAUAUUUCAGCCCCUGCCUCUGCUUGCACGGAAACGGGCUCGUGAGCACACGUGUGUAUGUGUGUAUGCGCGUGAGUGAGCGAGAGAGAGAGAGAACGACCACUGUGCAUUUAACGGUAACCCGUCGCGCGUCCUGUGUGUGUGAGUGCGGUCGAUAAACAGUGGGCUGGAAGUGCGUGUGUGUGCGUGUGCGUAUCGCGGUCAACACUCACACACGGUGUCAAAACGGCUUCGCAAAGAACGCAUCAUCUGCUGGGAAAAGUGAAACGUGCAAAAGGUUGGUGGUGGUACGGGUACGUCGUCCUCCUCGUCGUCGUCGUCGUCUAGCGGCAGUAGUAGGCGGUCUGUAUUAUUGUUCUGAAACGUCAUCGUCACCGCUCGUCACAAAAAAAAAGAAAAACAAAAGCAAAAAACAGCGUGUGCAUUGGUGUUCUGAUGGAUAAACACAGCCCCAGAACCAUCAACACGAUUGUCGUCGCACGCGAUUUGGUGGUGUUGAUAAAGUAGUGCGAAGAAAGCUCACACUUCCGGUGCCCGGUGCUAUUCCCCCGGUCACCCCCUCACACACACACACAUACAAUCAACUGGGAAAUAAGGAGUAAUAAGCCGGAAAUGAAGCCAGCCCUCUAAACGCGCAGAACGUGAAAACACUCGUGUCACGCCUCGUGCGAACACUUUUGCGUCGUUGGUGACGCGGUGCUUUCGCCUGUAACCGCGCGGCGGGUGUGCGUGUACAAUCGAACGCUUCCGGUUAAAAGUGAGCGAAAAACAGAGAUAGAGAGAGCGAGAGAGAGAGGGAGUGUGUGUGUGCGAGAGAAGGAGGCGACCGAGCCGCUGCAGCACCUUGCUUGCCCCACCAAACACACCUUCGAUGGCUUCUGGCAGUGGUAGCGCAAGCGGAACGACGAGCAAGAACGAUGACUCCAAAUGGUACUUCACGGCCGAGCAGCUCGCCAACUCGCCGAGCCGCAAGGCGGGCAUGGACGCGGACCAGGAGCUUAUGUACAGACAGCGAGCCGCCAACCUGAUACAGGACAUGGGCCAGCGGUUGCAAGUAUCACAGCUCUGCAUCAAUACGGCCAUCGUGUACAUGCAUCGGUUCUAUGCGUUUCACUCGUUCACGCAGUUCCAUCGCAACAGCAUAGCGGCGGCCGCCCUGUUCCUAGCAGCAAAGGUCGAAGAGCAACCACGCAAGCUCGAGCACAUCAUCAAGGUGGUGCACAUCAGUCUCGGGAUGGAGGCGCCGGAUCCGCUGCGGGAAAGCUACGCCGAACAGGCGCAGGACCUGGUGUUCAACGAGAACGUGCUGCUGCAGACGCUCGGCUUCGAUGUGGCGAUCGAUCAUCCCCAUACGCACGUGGUCAAAACAUGCCACCUGGUGAAAGCUUCCAAAGAUUUGGCACAGACGUCCUACUUCAUGGCAUCCAACAGCUUACACCUUACAACCAUGUGCCUGCAGUACAAACCGACGGUUGUGGCCUGCUUCUGCAUACACCUUGCCUGCAAGUGGUCCCGCUGGGAGAUCCCCCAGUCGAACGAGGGCCGGCACUGGUUUCACUACGUGGACAAGACGGUAACGCUCGAUCUGCUGAAGCAGCUGACGGAUGAGUUUCUUCACAUCUUCGACCGCUGCCCGACGCGGCUGAAAAGCAAGAUGAAAUCGAUACGGGCCGACUCGGGCGCGGAGGAAUCGGGCAGACGAACAGGUGGUAGCAGUAGCAGCAGCAACAGCCUAAUGGCGGCACCAUCCUCAUCGUCCGUACCGCGCGGCCUGGAUGAAGCCAGCACCGGCUCAUCGUCCGCCUCUAGUCAUCAUCGUCCCAAACAGGGUUCCAGCUCCGAUAUGAUGAAACCGCACGGUAUGUCGUCUUCCGGAAGCCAUCAAAAGAUUCCUUCCUCCUCGUCGAGUUCCGCCAGUUCCCGGUCGCGCUCCGACCGGCCUCCCUCCGCCUCCGGUACGCUCGCCGGGCAGCCGCAGCAACAGCCGCCACCACCGUCCCAGCAUUACGGAAGUGGCAGCAGUAGCAACAGCAGCAGCAACACGAGCAGCAAGGGCCCGAUGUCGUCGCAUCGGGGCAGCAUGCAGCAGCCGUCCUCGCUGCAGCUCAACCCGUCCGGUGCGGUCCCAUCGCAGCGUUCCGGCUCGGGGUAUCAGGGACACGAGGGCGGCAGCAAAUCGCGCCAACCCUCGUCCGCUUCCGGGCUGCUGCAGCAGGCCAGCGGAGGUGCGUCCGCCGGAAGCGCCGGCGGAAGCACGGCUUCCUCCGGCUCUUCGUCGUCCAUGCAUUCCGGUUACAAUCAGAUGAAGGCCGACCGGCACGGCAGCAGCGGCCAGAAGCUGCCGUCCAAGCCACCGUCCUCUUCGUCGUCCUCCUCCUCAUCGGGGGCCGCCGUGGGCGGUCCCAACUACGGCACGAAGCAACAUCCGGCUCCAUCGUCCCAGCCGUCGUCGUCGUCUCUCUUUUCCCAUCCGCCCAGCUACAACCAGUCGAUCAGUGGCCGAACGACGAACGUCCCGCUCGCCGAUCAGCAAUCAGCGACAGGCGGUAGCAGCAGCAGCAACAGUGGCGGCAGCAGUAAUCCGCCAAAACCGGAACCCAGCACGUUCCGGUUGCUCGACGAGUCGAUCGGCCGGCUGGCGGACCCGAUGCAGAUGUGCACGCCACCGAAGCAGAGCAAACCGUCGUCCAUCUUCAGCCCGGACUGGAAGGACUCGCAAACCGAAUCGCUGCAGAACCUGCCGUCGGGCAAAUCGCGCUCGAGCGGCCACUACGGUAAUGUGGCGGCGGCCGGUGGUGCGCCAGCCGACCGAUUGCUGAAACCGCCCAAGGGAAGCCCGAGCGGGAAGAAGCAGCAACAGCAGCAGCAGCAGCAGCACCACGGCAUGGCUGGUUCGCGCUCCGAUGGGCAGAAGAAGGAUCGCCGCAUGGACGGGUCGGUUGGGGGGCUUGCCGGGCAACAGCCACCCGCUUCCAGCAAGCAUCAGCCGAUGGGCCACGACAAGAAGUCGCUCGGCCCGCCCAGUUCCUCCCUGCCGAUGGUGGGCGGCACCACCAACCUGAGCAGCACCGGUAGCAAUAAUGGUAGCAGCAGCAACAACAGCCACACUAGCCACAAUUUGAAGCGGGCGCUGGACGGUACGGCCAUGCCCCCGCACCAGGACCCGUCCGGACCGCUGGGCAGCCUGACGGGCAAUGGGGGCAACACUCAUUCCAGCGGCAACGCCGGCGCCGGCGGCGGCAUGCUGUCGUCGCAGGCGAAGCGACCGCACCCGAGCAACGAGCAGAUCCGGCAGGACGACGGGACCGACUUUCGAGAGCAGAAGGUGCGCCGAACGGCGGAACCGUCCGGCUCGUCCUUCCUCCCGUCGUCCGGCUCGCCCUCCGACCAGCUGUUCAACUCGUCCUUCGAUCUGGCCAGCACGUUCGACAAGAUGGACGAUUCGUCGUCGCUGUUCAACUUCAACGAUCCCGGCUCGCUGCUGUCCCAGCCGCUGCUGAGCGACUCGAAACCGUCGACGCUGGCCAAGAGCGGCGGCAUCUUCAGCAACACGAUCAACGGCAUCGAGACGAACGCGGCGCUGGUGAGCAGCCUGCUCAAGGAGAGCCUGUUCAACGAGACGCCCAAGUUUGGCUCCCUGUACGGUGGUACGAGCGAUCCGCCGCCCAGCAGCGGAUCGCGCACCGAUGUGACCGACUCGAAGCCGCUCGAUACGACGGGUGGCUCCUCGGCACAGCCGGCGAAUGAAACGAAACCACAGCUGGCUUCGAUGGAAAGUCUGCUCGGGCUUCCACCGACGUCGUCCGCCACGGGGCAGUUGCAACAAUUGCCAACGGCCGCCGGCGGUGGUGGCCCCAACGAUGCCACCCAGCCCGGUGCAGUUCCACCUUCCUACCCGUGGGUGACGACCGGCAACGCUGCCCAGAUGGGUGACGCUCCUGCAGCCGCUACCGCCACCGCACCCCCGACUGCAGCACUGGCUCCCGCCUCCGCCGAUGUCGCAGCACAACAACAGCAGCAGCAGCAGCAACCGGCAGCGACUGCCUCGACCGCUUCCGACCCGGACACCGACACCGGCGGCCAUCGGUCCAAAUCGGAGAAGAAAAAGAAGAAGGAAAAGCACAAGCACAAGGAAAAGGACAAGACGAAGGACCGCGACCGGGAGGAGAAGAAAAAGCACAAAAAAGACAAGGACAAGCACCGGGAUCGGGAGCGCGACCGGGAGAAGGGCGACCAUCAUGCCGGGGCGACGGGUGCCGGUCCGGAUGGGGCCGGCGCCGGCCAUCAGGGCGUCGGUCACUCGGCGCCGCAGGAUCCGCCCGGCCCGAUCAAGAUCAAGCUGAACCGGGCGAUCCUGCCGCCCUCGGUGGAUGGCGUCGGGUUGCACGGGACGGGGUCCGCCCCGUCCGGUGGGCCGGCCAACGAUGGGCUGAAGAUAAAAAUUCCCAAGGACAGACUGUCCGGUUCGUCCUCGCUGCCCGGCGGCGGCGGUUCGGCAGCGGCCGGCGGUUCGUCCCACGGAGGUGGUGGUGGUCCGUCCGGCGGUGGCGGUGGCGUCGGAGGAGGAGGAUCAGCUUCCUUGAAGUUGAAAAUUUCCAAGGAUAAGAUAGAACAUUACAACAUCAGCGCUACGAGCGAUGGUGGCACGGGUGGAAUUGGCAGCGGUGGUGCGGUGGGCGCUGCCGGGCUACCGAUGAGCGGUCCGAGUGCAAUGGGCGGCCCCGGUGGCAGUGGUAGCAAAAAGAAGGACAAGGAUCGCGAUAAGGAUCGCGAGAAGAGUAAAUCCAAGUCCUCCAGCUCGUCGUCGUCGGCGGAGCAUGGCAGCCGGCAGAAUGGGGGAAGCGGCGGCGGCUCGGCGGCUUCCGGCAACAGCAGUAGCAAAUCUUCCAGCAAGAAUCUUUCAACGUUACAGCAACCCCAACAGCAGCAGCAGUACGGUAUGUACAAUGCGAACCAAUCGAUGCAGGCGACCAACGCAGCAAUGACAUCGAUGGCUGGGAUGGUGCCAGGCGGCGGUAUGCACGGUGGCAGUUACCAUCAACAGCCCGGUUUCGACUAUCUACAGCAGCAACAAUCGGUCGCAGCACUCCAGCAGCAGCAGCAACAGCAACAGCAGCAGUACUAUUCCCAAUACGGUCAGUUCGGCCAACAGCAGCAACAGUUUCAGCAACAAAUGGCCGCAUCCGGUCCUGGUUCGAUGCUGCUGAACGCAUCGUCCGGGCCGGCAGGGAUGCUCGGUAAGCUACCGGGGCAACCAGGCGGCGGCGGCGGUGGUUCUACGGGCGGUCUGCAACCGUCCGCACUGCCACCGUACUACUACGGUGGAGGUUCCGGUACGGGUACGGCCACCAACCAGGGUGCUGGUAAAAAAUAAGACUCUACAAUGCUUCGUCACUCGACGGCAGGAGCAGGCAAUGAUGCAUUUGUGUAUGCCACCGUGGCACACUGGACUCAGUCAACUCCCGCCUUCCACUGGGUCACCUCGGGGUGGGGAGGGAGGAACGCUUGUCAGUGGGGGAGAAGCCUUUGUUCGCUCGAUGGUGGAGAGCGUUUAUUGUUGCGUUGCUUUUUUAAGGCUUCAGUUUGAUUAGGAUUUAUCUUUGUAUAUAGUUUUGGAUCGAUUUAGCAUUCUUAAAUUCUUCUUUUGGACUGUAAUAUUUUUGAACAUCAUCGUUGAGUUUAAGUAGACUAUUUGCUACCCCUUAUUUUACCGUGUGGACAGUGGACACACACACGUAAAGAGAGAGAGAGAGAAAGAGAGAGAGAGAGAGAGAGAGAGAGAGAGAGAGAGAGAGAGAGAGAGAGAGAGAGACAAAGAGCGGAAGUGCACCACCACCUUCACGCCUGCACAGCCACCUGCCCAGGGCAAACGGUGGGGUCAGUUCGGUUCGGUCCGGUUCGGUGUGCGCUGAAUCAUCCGCAGAGAAUCUUAUUCUAUCGUGAAAAGCAGUAUAGUGUUGUUAAGGGUCGGUUUUACUCAGCCGAUGUUAUGGACAUUUCAAUCACGUACCAUUAAUGGUAGUUUUUUGAAACAAAACUCAGAGAGCGAAAGGGGACGCUGUUAUAGAUGUGUUAACCCCCUAGACCGCAGCUAGACGAUGUUUAUUUUUAUAUACCUUAAUUUAUCGGCGAACCCCGAUUAAUGUUAUCUUCCACAAGCCGAACCAAGACUCACGCAUCCUCCCCGUCGAGAUUCGCAUCAUCAUGCGCGAUAGACAGUUCCACGUGAAAUGAUGGGUGUUCCCACUAGCGAAAAAGAAAAACUGAGUGUACAGAUCCAACAGUUGGCACAGUCCAAACUCUGGGCAAUCCUUGCUUUGUGCUGCACUUUGUGGCAGUGAAUUUCGUAAAGACAUUCUGUUAAUUUGUACGGCACGAUGUGCGCCACUGUACGAUUGAAAUGGAAUACACAAAAUCCGGCGGAAUUAUGCUGAAUGGAAAAGAAUACCUGUGUGUGUGUAUGUUUGCGUUAUCCACAUGCAUAUGUGUAUGUGUGUGUGUUUUUUUACUUCCUGAAUGUUUGUUGGCUCCCCCCUUUUUCGUCUGUGUGGAAGCAACACGGAAUCGAGAAUAGUGUGCUCUCUGUGUUCGGUCUCGUAUUGGGGUAUACAGCCUGCUCAGUCCUGCUUGUUGCGCUGGUAACUAUGGGGCCUAGAACAAGUCGUUCAAACGUUCCGUUAAACAAAGGAUGAUAGCGAAUGGCGCGCUACCGACGUAUUAAUUUAAGCUAGUGAAAGAAAGAAAAAAAAAGAACGGUUCACUAUGAACUGCAGGAGUGGCACUCAAAUGUUGUGUUAAAAAGAGAUUCGAAGAAAGAAGAAGAAAAAGAUAAAAACAACGGAAACCUGAAUCGAAAAACCUAUACAAUGUUGACAGCAUUUUUACUUCCUCUCUUGUUCACAUCGAUCAACUUCCUAGAAGUGAAAAAAAUUGGUUUGUUGCUAUUUGUGCUGCGCCUUCACGUGGUUUUUGGUGUCUUCCCUCUCUCUCUCUCUCUCUGUCUCGCUCUCUGAUGGCUGUACGACUAUUACGCGAACCCGUGGCGAAAAUAAUGUUUGAGAUUAGGAAGUUUUGUUUUAUUUGUAUAAGUGUAUCAAAAAAGGAAAAGAAAAACACAAAAAUGGUAUUGAAAUAAUGCGACGUAAAUUCAAAUUCCUGACCACAAAAAAAACAACACUUUAAACCUAAACGUAAAAACUUUGAAAACACUAAAAAAAA
This is a messenger RNA of Anopheles arabiensis, 7619 nucleotides long. It is a transcript of the gene CycT, whose product is annotated as cyclin-T. NCBI's taxonomy places the organism in Eukaryota, Metazoa, Arthropoda, Insecta, Diptera, Culicidae. Gene Ontology annotation, molecular function: cyclin-dependent protein serine/threonine kinase activator activity. Bases 1273 to 5775 code for a protein of 1500 amino acids. Gene Ontology annotation, biological process: regulation of transcription by RNA polymerase II; positive regulation of DNA-templated transcription, elongation. Gene Ontology annotation, cellular component: cyclin/CDK positive transcription elongation factor complex; nucleus. The record is from RefSeq and is a predicted model, not a curated record. The transcript has 9 exons.